AUAACAAACAGAAAGCAAGAAAAGGAAAGCAGGAUAGGGAAACAUGGCAAGGUUGGUGAUGCAGCACCACCAACAGAACAGACUACCUUCUUUCUCUCCUCUUCCUUCUCUUUCUGACUUCAAUGGCACCAAACUCCAAACUCAACUCCAGUAUAGGAGAAAAGUAUCACAGCCAAAAGAAGCAUUACAUGUUACAGCAUCAAAUGCAAAGAAGACUCUUAAAGUGAGCCUCACUGAGCAAAUGUCAGGUGAAUCGAAUAAGGGUGGUGCUGCUGAAUUUUCUUCCAAGACUAAAGAUUUUGCAGUUCCUAGGAGGAAUGCAAUGGCCUUAAUCUUGUCAGGUUGCAUCUUCUCUCAAGUCAGUUGGCAAAGUCCUGCAUUUGCUGUACAAUCUGUUGCAUUAAGGGAAUACGUAGAUAGUUUUGAUGGCUACUCAUUCAAGUACCCUAAGAAUUGGAUUCAAGUUAAAGGUGCUGGAGCUGACAUAUUCUUUAGAGACCCUUAUAUUCUUGAUGAAAACCUAGCUGUGGAUUUGUCCUCUCCUUCAUCCUCGAAUUACAAGAGUGUUGAAGAUCUGGGGCCACCAGAAGUAGCCGGAAAGCAAGUGCUUAGGCAGUAUCUGACAGAGUUCAUGUCUACAAGACUCGGGGUGAAGCGUGAGGGGAAAGUUCUCUCUACAUCUUCAAGAGUUGCUGACGAUGGGAAGCUUUAUUAUCAAGUUGAGGUGAACAUAAAAUCAUAUGCAAGCAACAAUGAACUAGCUGUUAUGCCAAAAGACCGCGUAGUAAGUAUGGAAUGGAACAGGAGGUACCUCACUGUUCUAGGAGUUGAAAACAACCAAUUGUAUGCUUUGAGAUUACAGACACCAGAAAAUGUAUUUGUGGAAGAAGAAAGUGAUCUUCGCCGGGUUAUGGAGUCAUUUAGAGUGAACAAGGUGGCUGCUUAAGUACCAUGAGAUUGU
Fragaria vesca subsp. vesca is the source of this 961-nucleotide messenger RNA. RefSeq names its product psbP domain-containing protein 1, chloroplastic-like. The coding region runs from base 44 to 946 and encodes 300 amino acids. The record is from RefSeq and is a predicted model, not a curated record. Gene Ontology annotation, cellular component: extrinsic component of membrane; photosystem II oxygen evolving complex; photosystem II. Gene Ontology annotation, biological process: photosynthesis. Gene Ontology annotation, molecular function: calcium ion binding. NCBI's taxonomy places the organism in Eukaryota, Viridiplantae, Streptophyta, Magnoliopsida, Rosales, Rosaceae. The transcript is spliced from 5 exons.